CAGGGCCCGGCGCCCGGCGCGGCACCGCCCCCCCGGCGGCCACGUUGACAAGGCGGGCGUGGGCCGUGUUCGCCGGGCCGUGUCGGGGUGCGGGUACCCGGUGCGGGAGCGGGGCCGCCGCCACAGUAAAAAUGUCUUCGCCUCCCAAAGAGAAAGCAGAGACGCGGGCCGGACACCCUCCUGCUGUGAAAGCUGGUGGGAUGCGGAUUGUGCAGAAACACCCACACAAUUCAGAUGCCAAAGAAGAAAAAGAUAAGGAUGACCAAGAUUGGGAAACCAGCAGCCCACCUAAGCCAGCAGUGUUCAUCUCCGGUGUCAUUGCUAGGGGUGAUAAGGACUUCCCUCCAGCUGCAGCUCAGGUGGCUCAUCAGAAACCACAUCCUUCUGUGGAGAAGCUUCCUCACCCACAGCAUGUCAAACAGCACAUCCACCAGCCUCGCAAGUGAGCUCCCCAUCAGGAUCUCUGCCAGCCUGCUCUCAGUGAAUGUUUUCAAGAGAAGACAAAAACCCUUUAGUAUUCACACUGUCAAAUCUGUAAAAUUGACAUCUAAAAUAAUAUGCUGUUUCUUUUACUUUAAUUCUCAAGGGUUAAUAAGAAUGAAGACAUUGUUCACUUGUUAUCCCAGAUGGAAAAUUCUGUAUUGAGUAUUUGCUGAUCAGGGGUGAUUUUUUAUAAGAUUUUCUUAUUGCCAAGAUAAAAACUUCUGUAUGAAUAAUAUGAUUAA
This is a messenger RNA of Motacilla alba alba, 725 nucleotides long. RefSeq names its product death associated protein (gene DAP). The record is from RefSeq and is a predicted model, not a curated record. Lineage: Eukaryota; Metazoa; Chordata; Aves; Passeriformes; Motacillidae. Gene Ontology annotation, biological process: cellular response to amino acid starvation; negative regulation of autophagy; apoptotic signaling pathway. Gene Ontology annotation, molecular function: death domain binding. The transcript has 4 exons. The coding region runs from base 132 to 446 and encodes 104 amino acids.